AAAUGGUGUGAAACGAAACGAAACGGAACGGCGACGAAACGGAGAACGCGGCGUGCAACUGUUGGAAGCCAAAGCCAUCGCUUGGUUCUCGUUUUGGUCCCGGGCACUGGCACUGGUCCUCCUAAUCGAUCUCCAUCUCCGCCCGGCCACCACUUCCAUUGGCAGUUCCGGGCACCACUUCCACAGCAGCCACAUUCGCAUCCACCUCCCCCGCAUCCACUCCCCCGCCAGCCAGCCAACAACAACAACAACAACAGCAGCAGCAGGAUAAGCUUAGCUUGCAACAUAAAAAAAAAAACCGCAGCGAUUCCCCCGCGAAAUGGGCACCAUCUCAUCCGUGCUGCAGUGGUCGUGCACCAAGUGCAACACGAUCAAUCCCACGGAAUCUCUAAAGUGCUUCAAUUGCGGCACCGUUCGCAAGGUGUUCCCCCAACAACAACAACAACAUCAGCAGCAGCAGCGAAGGGUCACCGCCUCCUGGACAGCUGAUGAUGCACUGGAGCACGAGCAGGCGGAGAAGGAGAAGGAGCAGUCGGACAAGGACAGGGACAGGGAGAAGGAGAAGGGCAGGGCGGCGGUUGCCAGGAGCGAGUACAAGCAUGUGUACAAGUCCCUGCUGCGCGGAUGCUUGAAGAGACCGCAGCGGAACAGCCAAAACCUGCCCGCCAAUUGUGUCGACUGCGAGGACACGCGCAAGUACAUCAAGAGCUCCAUCGAGCUGUACCGCCACUUCUCGAAUCCGGCCCUCAACCGGCGGUGGGUGUGCCACGCCUGCGGCACGGACAACAGCUCGGUCACCUGGCACUGCCUCAUCUGCGACACGGUCAGCUAUCUGGCGCCCAUCUACAAGGACGCCAUUGCCGCCGACCGCGGCAGGAGCCAGGAGCUGGCCGGCAGCCUGGGCAAUCGCGGCGAGCUGCUGGCUGCGGACCAUCCGCAUCCACAUCACCAUCAUCACUACCUCCAUCAGGAGCUGGAGGAGCAGCACCAUCAGCAUCAGUUACAUUCCCAGCACUCGCACAAGAGGCACCUCAAAGGUAGAUCUGGAUCGGGAUCGGCAUCUGGUUCGGGAUCUGGCUCGGGACUGCGGCGCACUCAGAGCCUGAGCACCGCCAUUGACAAGAGCGCCUCCGGACGCAGCUGUCACAUCUGCUAUGCGAACAACCAGAGCAAGGACAUAUUCAAUCUGCCGCAGGUCAAGCCGGCGCCUCAGCUGACAGGGAUUCCCCCCAUUGCCGCCUGCAGCAACUCCCGUUUCGCCAUCGCCAACGACACGUUUUGCCGGCGCAAGCAGAACAACAAUAACAAGAACCAGAACCACAAGGUGGUGCGCGAGAGCGGGGCCAAGCGGAAGUACAACUUCACCAUCACCACGCUCUCGCGGUCGGCCACCAAGGACGCUGGCCAAGGACAGAUGAAGCCCCUGCGUCAGCCCCUUAAUCUGAACCUGAAUCAGAAUCUGAAUAUCCAGCAGGAGCAGCAGCAGCAGAAGUCGCCGGCGAAUCCACAGCAGCAGCUGCAGAGGAAGAACCAGCGGGAGCCAGCAGCAGUGAGUAUGAAUCCAACGCAGUUCACCAUUCCGCGGAACGGCGUCUUCAUAGCCGUCAACGAGUGGUCGGAGCCAAUGGCCAACAGCUCCUCCGGCUCCUCCAGCUCCAGUCAUCACCAUCAUCAUCAUCAUCAUCACCAUCAUCACAGCAGCAGCAGCAACAGCAACAGCCACAGCAACAGCAUAAACAACAACAGCAGCAGCUCCGGGAGCAGCAACAAGUUGUAUGAGAACGAGUGCGUGGCCCUGGCCCAGCAGCAACUAAGAGCAGCUGCUGCCCAGGCGGCACAGGCGGCCGCCACGGCAGUGGCCAUUGUGGGCUCGCCCUCUGCCUGUGGGAAGGCAUCGUCGUUGGAGCCAACACAACCACCAUUGGCCACCAUGCCCAUCUAUGCGCAGGUGAACAAGCAGCACAAGCUCAAGAAGAAGCAACAGAUUGCCAACGCAAUUGAAACGCAUGCGAACAACAAUGGCAGUGGGGAGGUCAGCGGUCAGGAUGCGGUCAGCGAAUCCCUCACAGGACUGGGCACCAGCACCAGCACCGAUGGCAGCGGCGAGGCCAGCGACUCCGAGUCUCAGGUGGAGGAGCACUCCAUCUACGCCAAGGUGUGGAAGGGACCGCGCAAGACGACCGAAUCGAAAAUUACGCAUGAUCCAGGGAGCAGCAGCAGCCGCCUGAUAAUAGCCACAUCCGCAAUAGCGGCAACAGCAUCCUCUGGAGCGGCGAUAGUUGCAGCAGCAGGAGCCGUGGCUGCCACGCGCCACGACAAUAAAGCACAGCUGGGCAACAACAACGGCAGCCGCAGCAAGAUGUGGACAUGCAUCAAAUGUUCCUAUGCCUACAAUCGACUUUGGCUGCAGACCUGCGAGAUGUGUGAGGCCAAGCUGGAGCAGCAGCAGCUCCAGCAGCAGAUCCAGCAGCAACUCCAGCAGCAGCUGCAACAGCAGGCAGUUGUGUCCUCCUUGGGUCAGGAAAAAGAAACCCCCCGCGACGAGCCCUGGACCUGCAAGAAGUGCACCCUGGUCAACUACUCGACGGCCAUGGCGUGUGUGGUCUGCGGCGGUUCCAAGCUGAAGAGCAUCUCCUCAAUCGAGGACAUGACGCUGCGGAAGGGCGAGUUCUGGACCUGUGACCACUGUACGCUGAAGAACUCGCUUCACUCGCCGGUGUGCAGUGCCUGCAAAUCGCACCGCCAGCCGCAGCUCUCGAUGGCCAUGGAGGCGGUGCGUGAGCGACCGGAUGGCCAGUCAUAUGAGGAACAGGAUGCAGCAGCCGUUGCGGGAGGAGGUGCAGGCGGAAGCGGCGGUGGCAGUGGAGCCACUGGCCAUCAGUCGAGCGGCAGCGAGGUCAUCAAAGCACCCACAGCUUUAAAUCUUCCGCUGGCUUCGGUGGCGUUGCCCAUGCCGCUGCUGCAGAUUCCAACCACAUCGGCGGCUGGGUUGCGUGGCUCACGCAGUCCCUCACCCAGGAUGCAGCCACUGCCAUCGCUCCAGCAGCCGCAGCAGAGGAGUUCCAGCUCUUCAGGCGCAAUACCUAAACGCCACAGCACCGGCGGCUCCAUUGUGCCCAGGAACAUUUCCAUCGCCGGCCUGGCUGGCUACAACCUACAGCAGGGCCAGGGUGUGGGCUCCGCAUCGGUGGUGUCGGCAUCGGGAGCCGCUGCCGCAGCCGCAGCCGGAGCCGUAACCAAUUCCAGCUCAAAGAAGUGGCAGUGUCCGGCAUGCACGUACGACAACUGUGCCGCUUCCGUCGUCUGCGAAAUCUGCUCGAGCCCGCGAGGCCUGGCGAGCGCUGUGCUGGGCGAGGCUCUGGCCAGGAAAUCGAUUCGAGUGGCCCUCACCCCGGCGGACAUUCGGCAGGAGAGCAAGCUAAUGGAGAACCUGCGCCAGCUGGAAGAGACCGAGGCGCUAACCAAGUGGCAGAACAUCAUCCAGUACUGCCGUGACAACAGCGAACUCUUCGUGGACGAUUCGUUUCCGCCGGCGCCGAAGAGCUUGUACUACAAUCCGGCGAGCGGAGCGGGCGACGGCAAUCCAGUGGUGCAAUGGCGUCGACCGCACGAGAUCAACUGCGACGGCGGGGCGUAUCCGCCGUGGGCUGUGUUUCGCACCCCGCUACCCUCGGACAUUUGCCAGGGCGUCUUGGGCAACUGCUGGCUGCUCAGCGCUCUGGCAGUGCUGGCAGAGCGCGAGGAUCUGGUCAAGGAGGUGCUGGUCACGAAGGAGAUAUGCGGCCAGGGGGCAUACCAGGUGCGCCUCUGCAAGGAUGGCAAGUGGACGACGGUGCUGGUGGAUGAUCUGCUGCCCUGCGACAAGCGUGGCCAUCUGGUCUACUCGCAGGCCAAGCGCAAGCAGCUUUGGGUGCCGCUUAUCGAGAAGGCGGUGGCCAAGAUCCACGGCUGCUACGAGGCGCUGGUCUCCGGCCGGGCCAUCGAGGGACUGGCCACGCUGACGGGAGCGCCCUGCGAGAGCAUACCGCUACAGGCGAGCAGCCUGCCCAUGCCCAGCGAGGAUGAGCUGGACAAGGACCUGAUAUGGGCCCAGCUGCUGAGCUCGCGCUGCGUUCGAUUCCUCAUGGGCGCCAGCUGUGGCGGUGGCAACAUGAAGGUGGACGAGGAGGAGUAUCAGCAGAAGGGGCUGCGCCCACGGCACGCCUACUCGGUGCUGGACGUGAAGGACAUCCAGGGACAUCGGCUGCUCAAGCUGCGCAAUCCAUGGGGUCACUACUCGUGGCGUGGCGAUUGGUCGGAUGACUCCUCCCUGUGGACGGACGAUCUGCGGGACGCUCUGAUGCCACACGGCGCCAGCGAGGGCGUCUUCUGGAUCUCGUUCGAGGAUGUGCUCAACUACUUCGACUGCAUCGACAUCUGCAAGGUGCGCUCCGGCUGGAACGAGGUGCGGUUGCAGGGCACCCUGCAGCCCCUGUGCUCCAUCUCCUGUGUGCUGCUCACCGUUCUGGAGCCGACGGAGGCGGAGUUCACACUCUUCCAGGAGGGACAGCGCAACUCGGAAAAAUCGCAGCGCUCGCAGCUGGACCUGUGCGUUGUGAUAUUCCGCACCCGCUCACCGGCGGCGCCGGAAAUUGGUCGUUUGGUGGAGCACAGCAAGCGGCAGGUGCGCGGAUUCGUGGGCUGCCACAAGAUGCUGGAGCGGGAUAUUUACCUGCUCGUCUGCCUGGCCUUCAAUCACUGGCACACGGGCAUCGAGGAUCCGCACCAGUAUCCGCAAUGCAUCCUGGCGAUACACAGCUCUAAGCGACUGCUGGUGGAGCAGAUAAGUCCCUCGCCGCACCUCCUGGCCGACGCCAUCAUCAGCCUGACCCUAACUAAGGGGCAGCGGCACGAGGGGCGCGAGGGCAUGACCGCCUACUAUCUGACCAAGGGCUGGGCGGGUCUGGUUGUGAUGGUGGAGAACCGGCACGAGAACAAGUGGAUCCAUGUGAAGUGCGACUGCCAGGAGAGCUACAAUGUGGUGUCCACGCGGGGCGAGCUCAAGACGGUGGACUCGGUGCCGCCGCUGCAGAGACAAGUUAUCAUCGUGCUCACCCAGCUGGAGGGCAGUGGUGGCUUCAGCAUCGCCCACCGGCUGACCCAUCGGCUGGCCAACUCGCGCGGCCUCCACGACUGGGGGCCGCCAGGAGCCACCCACUGCCCGCCCAUCGAGAACGUGCAUGGACUGCACGCGCCACGGCUGAUCACCUAGGAUGGGACUGGGACUGGGAUCGAAUGGGAGGAUGGCGGGAGAUCUCGCGAUCCCGUAUCCUGCAUCCAGUAUCCUGAUGUGCUUGCCUCUCCGCUCAUUUCUAUCCGUACUCUAGUCGAUGUUUUGCAAACGUAUCACAUCACAGCGAAGAAAACCAAAAGCUAAGACCAACCAUCAAUCGAAUCGAACCAUAUGUAUGUGUGUAUAGAUCCGUGCAGAUAUAAUAUAUGUGUUUAUGUACUAAGGCGCAUUCGGAGCGGCGGAGCAGAUUGGUUGGGAUACGGCAGAGUCCGGAAGCCGGAAUGCGGAGUCCGGGGACCUCGGCACAAUUCCCUCGAGAUCAAAUGAUAUAUGUUUUGAUUUGAGCGCCGAUGAUUAUGGAUUAUAUAGAUAUGUAUUGUAAAUUUAAGUGCAUCCAAUAUUAAUAUGUGUAUUGUUUUAAAAAUAAAGACUACAAGUUAUGAAAGCCGA
Molecule: messenger RNA, 5722 nt
Organism: Drosophila subpulchrella
Lineage: Eukaryota; Metazoa; Arthropoda; Insecta; Diptera; Drosophilidae
Gene: sol
Product: calpain-D
Exons: 9
Coding region: 320-5251 (1643 amino acids)
Biological process (GO): proteolysis
Cellular component (GO): cytoplasm
Molecular function (GO): calcium-dependent cysteine-type endopeptidase activity
Source: RefSeq, a predicted model, not a curated record